CUGGCUGAGAAAAUUAUGUGCAAAACUCUUCAUUAUUUUGUGAAAUUUAUCAAAACUCUCCUUUAAUUAAGUAGUUUUUGGACAAAACCAGACAAUUUAAAGUGAUAUCUCUCUUUGUGCAAUGGAAGUUUUACCAAUCAGUGCUUAAUUUAUCCAGAAGUGCAGAAAAUCAAACCCCGGACAGCGACUGUUUUUGUUUCUGUGGUGCCGGUCCUCGCCUUGCCUCGCCACACCCCGCCCAUAAUGGCAAACGAUCGGGAAAUCCUUCGUGAGAUCUGGGAGGGCAAAAUCCCGGUUCAGUUCCAGCUGGCGUCGGACGAAACCGAUGUGGAACCGGAGCAGUUCUUCCUGCUGAUUCCUCGCUUGAGCUACUUCCCGCUGGUGUCGGACAAGGUGCGGAAGCAUUUUCUCCGGUUCGUGUCGAAUGAGCUGCAGGAUGGGGAGAUGUGGCUGGACAGCAAUGGAACUCCGCUGAAGUGGCACUACCCGAUCGGGUUGUUGUUUGAUUUGCUGGUCGGUGGGGAUGCCAUUCUGCCGUGGUUGAUUACGGUACACUUUUCGAAGUUUCCGGAGGACGUGCUGUUCCGGUGUCCUAAUAAAGACAUAGUUGAGGCCCACUUUAUGUCCGGUCUAAAGGAAGCGGACGUGUUGAAGCAUCGGGGACAGGUGGUUUCAGCUAUGCAAAAGAAAGACCACAAUCAGCUUUGGUUGGGAUUAGUUAAUGACAAGUUUGACCAAUUCUGGGCCGUCAAUCGACGACUAAUGGAGCCUAUUCCGGACCAGGACGGCUUCAAACACAUUCCAGUUCGAUGUUAUUCCGAGGACGGUUCCUAUCAGCAAAAGCUAGUCGCACCGAGCACCGAGACGGGCCAGAAACGCACCCUCCAGGAUCUGUUGGAGGACUUCUCGACACCUGUCCGGAAAGCAGUGGAAGCCCGAACGCAUGGAGUCACAGUUCCGGCCACGACUCCCCUACAGUGGCUCUCCGAGCACCUCAGCUAUCCGGACAACUUUCUGCAUCUCUGCUUGAUCUACGGUUAAGUAUCUAGACUACAAAUAUGCCUCGUUCUACUGUUUAGAAGGUAAGCAUUCAGGUGGUUCUCGUUUAGGCCCAUGGAACUAUAUUUCCAAUCGUAGCUUGUAAUAUGACCAUUGUUCUUGCUUGGAAAAAAACAUUGACGUUACGGUAGAAGAUAGUGGACGCUAAAUCGCUUUGCAUUCGUAUAUUUGUAAGGGAAAACAACUCAGUGGGAAGUAUGUAUUAAGUUUAUAUGUCUGAAUUGCAUCCUAGUCUUUAUUACCUUACAUAUUUCAUUACAUAAAUUUGCCUCUUAAGCUGACCGUAUCUGAUGGGUCUCAUGACGAUACAUGGAUAAAUAGUGACGACAAACAUCAAA
Aedes albopictus (Asian tiger mosquito) is the source of this 1397-nucleotide messenger RNA. RefSeq names its product autophagy protein 5 (gene Atg5). Lineage: Eukaryota; Metazoa; Arthropoda; Insecta; Diptera; Culicidae. The coding region runs from base 244 to 1041 and encodes 265 amino acids. The transcript is spliced from 5 exons. The record is from RefSeq and is a predicted model, not a curated record. Gene Ontology annotation, cellular component: Atg12-Atg5-Atg16 complex; phagophore assembly site membrane; cytoplasm. Gene Ontology annotation, biological process: nucleophagy; C-terminal protein lipidation; autophagy of mitochondrion. Gene Ontology annotation, molecular function: Atg8-family ligase activity.